Messenger RNA from Exophiala dermatitidis NIH/UT8656, 2837 nucleotides. RefSeq lists its product as uncharacterized. Bases 949 to 2646 code for a protein of 565 amino acids. NCBI's taxonomy places the organism in Eukaryota, Fungi, Ascomycota, Eurotiomycetes, Chaetothyriales, Herpotrichiellaceae. The record is from RefSeq and is a predicted model, not a curated record. The transcript is spliced from 2 exons.
CGGGUUUGCAGGACGCAACACAGUACUGCUCAAACCACUAUAUCUAAAGCACUGCUCUUUUCCCCACAGCGUACCCAAUCUACUGUUGGUGCACAGCGAUGAUGGCACUUGGUCACAAGUCCCGUAAUGCCAGUGGCUGUUGCACUUCACCAGAGACGAGCGGCACAUGCAGGCCCUCAGUGUGCUCUCUCUGCCUCACAGCGCAGUUUCUGGCACACUUAUGUCCAGGCCUAGUACCUCAUGCAAGCCACUGCUCAUCCGGGGCCAGAAUCCCAAGCAGGCUUUUCGAGAUGUGGUAGACGUGUGGAUGGACGAGGUGUGGGAGUUGUAAUGACAGAAUACGGGCAAUACGCGCGAGCCGUCAGGCGUCACGACCGACUCCAAUUGGUGCAACUGUCAGUGCAGCCUCGCCAUCCUGGUUUUUGCUGCCUCUCGAGCCUGGAUCCACUCACUGGCACUGCCCUCCUCCAUGUCCUACGGCCUGUGUACGCGGUAGCACUCCUGCAUCAUCCGGACGAGCUAACUCUCAGCUUUGUCUCUUCCACUGCCAGUGGCAUGGCAUGAAGCAGCUGCAGGUCGCUGCAUCGCCAUCCUUGCCGGCCACCACGCUAUUUGACGCCAGUGUGUGGACCGAAGGGCCCCGUCUGGUGGUCUCCAUGGUCCAGAUUGAUGCCCAAGUAUGAGCUAAGACUUUACGCCGACACCAGUGAGGAGCUUCUCAUCUGGUGAGCUAUCAGGUUCUGAUGCUGCUGUCCUCCUGCUGGCGCAAUGUCCCGUCAUUCUGCGUUUUGUCAUUCGCCUCAGUCGUGUAGACAAACCUAGGAGAUUCAAACACGCAUCCAUCGCGCUUCACAGUCCUUCAACUCCAGUUCUUAUCCUUGUUACCCAUAUCAGGCCCCGAAAUCUUAAGAACGUGUGUUGCCAUCCUCCUCGAUUAAGAUAUUCAAAAUGGGGAUCAACUGGAGGCUCAGAGAGACGGUAUUCCGCCUGCUUGCUGCAGUGUACGCUGAGCUUGGUGAAGAAGCGUUCAAGGGUCGAUACGGCUCGAUAGCGCAGCGCUUUGGACCGGAUGCUACUUACGACGCCAUCAAGUCUUUCUUCAACAAGGAAGUCUCCAGAGCCGCAGAACAACUUACAUCCGGAAACACCGGUCAGCGCGCUUCUGGCAGAAGAAUAUCCCAAAGACCAACGCGGGGACAAUCGCGACCACCACUACUCUACUUUGAUGACGAAGACAUAAGUAUCCUGACCCAACGAGAAGCCGAGGCGCAUUUCAGUCAUUCUUUACGGGCCCUAGCAAAGCGGCCUCGAGUUAUUCCUGCAUCACCCACUCCAUCUGCUACCCGAAAGGAAGCACAUAAUGGAGAUACUCCCGGCUUGCCGAGAGCUGACAUGGUCCCCAACGGAUGCGUCAAUGGCAGAAGCACCCCAUAUCAAGACGCUGAUGCGCCAUCAAUAUGUAACUCCUCGCAGCCUGGACCUAGUUCCUAUGUAACGACAAAUGGGCAGGUGGACCAUAAUACUUCGUUGAUUGACGCGACGUCCAAGAAAAGACCUCAUUCUGCUGUAGAAGAUACAGCAGAGGAUAGGCACUGCAAGUCGCCACUGUUCAGCAGGACAGAUAUCCCGCGGGCACCCCAGUCCUUUGGCUAUGUGACGAAGCAAGGCCAGCACCGGUGUGCCCUUUGCUUGAGCCAGCUUCCAAGCCAGGAAGACCUGGACCGGCACGAGUAUUUGAGCAAGGAGCAUCAACGAAACCUGCAAAACCCACUAAAAGUGUCAAAAGGCAGAGAAAAGCUCGCUCAAGUCAUGUCCAGCGCAAGCAUUGGGCCACACCGAUCUACUCCUCAGCCCACAAGGGGGUCCUUUUUCAACGGUGUGGUACAGGCAGAGACGGCCCGUGGCUCCCCAGUCCGCAACAAUCACCAGGAGAAAGCAGUACCUCCGCAACCUGCCGAUCACCUACAACCCGACCAGGACCAUGAUACCAUGAUUGACACGAUUGAAAUCUACAAUGAGCCCCUACCACCUUCACAACCAUCCCAUCAGCAAGAAAGUUCGUCUAAGGCAGCGCUGGCACCUGAAGAUACUAGUUUUUCGGGUCAAAAGGUAGACAAGGGCAAAGGGCGCGCUGCGUCUGUUCUGUCGCUCUCUUCCAGUACCAACAGGCUGUUAUCGACGGGGCUGGAAUCCCUUCCACAACCAUCCGAAGCAGCCAAACCGAGAGAAUUGCACACAGGGCCAACAACAGCUCGCACCGAGGUCGGUUCAAUUACUCCUCUCAACCAUACGAGUGGCCAGAGUUCAAAUCUGCCGCCCAAGUCUAAACCGAUACCCAUCUUCUCGCAAACCGAAAUUGCUGAUAUCAUGCGCUCGACAGAGCUGGUGGUGCAAUUACUUGGCUGUGUACAGAGAGAAGCCGCAGCCGCAGCUGUGGCUCAAGCGGCACAGAGCACGAGUCCAGACAAUGGUUCUUUUACCUCAAAUGCUGCUCCAGAAAUGCGGAGUCGACCAGGAGAGUCAGCCAACACUUCUCAGGCGCACGGCCAAGAAAACGAGACGGGCCAAAGCCGACUAGGUAUACAGGUCAAGGCAGAGAGGACAAAGGAUAUGGUGGAGGACGUAAUCAUCAUCGUAGAGGAUUGAAGUUCAUAGUCUACUUGAUGUUGGGAUUUAUUAUGCUACCAACAUUGAUUAUGAGUGUCUGGAAAGCAUAAUGCAAGCAAGCUGUUCUUUCCCCAAUACUGGCUCAUGACAACGCUAUUUCUUCCCGAGAACCUGAGGUGCUCCAAGGAUGGUAGUCCCAAAUAGUCAACCAGCGCCUUCCAGCAGUCGGC